Molecule: messenger RNA, 5675 nt
Organism: Ctenopharyngodon idella (grass carp)
Lineage: Eukaryota; Metazoa; Chordata; Actinopteri; Cypriniformes; Xenocyprididae
Gene: hipk1a
Product: homeodomain interacting protein kinase 1a
Exons: 17
Coding region: 265-3696 (1143 amino acids)
Biological process (GO): smoothened signaling pathway; peptidyl-threonine phosphorylation; intrinsic apoptotic signaling pathway in response to DNA damage by p53 class mediator
Cellular component (GO): cytoplasm; PML body; nucleus
Molecular function (GO): ATP binding; protein tyrosine kinase activity; protein serine/threonine kinase activity
Source: RefSeq, a predicted model, not a curated record
AAUGGUGCCCAUUUGAUGUCCUACAUUCCUCUCCAGGUCUCAAUCAUAUUUCUGUUCGCUGUCCUUGCAGAAUAUUAAUGUGUAACGAUGUUGUUGACGACGCGUCGGACUGUGGCUGAUGUUAUUAGACACCUGGAAGCUCGUCGGCUCUAAUAAAGCGACGUUUUUACGGAGGAACAAUUUGAUAAUAAAAGAAAAACUAUGAGGCCUAAUAAGAGAGAUGAAGAACAAGUGUCAAGCUGAGGAAUUCAACACACAACAGGCAUGUCCUCACAAAUGCAAGCGUUUUCCUCUCCCUCCGUGUCCUCCAGUGGCCUGUCCCGCUCCAAGAAACUGAAGGUGGAAAACCAUGUGUGGAACGUGAGCAGCCAAUCAGGUGAGAGCAGCUACUACCAGCACAGCCCGAACCAGACGAAUGGCUCUUCCCCCUCCACAUCUGGAUUCAACCCCAAUUACAACUCCUCCAACCUGGUCUUUCCUCCUGGAGGCUCGCGGGAACAGACAGUGGUACGUGCCGCAGACAGUACCGGCAGCGUCCCGGAGCCUUCGUCCUCCUCCUCAUCAUCGUCCACAUCCAGUCGGCGUGGAAAAGAUGCGGGCUCCAUCUCUCUGACAUGCGAGGGCUAUCAGAAACAGGGCAGUCUGAAGCGGAAGAGCGAGGAGGUAGACAGCAGCGACAGCGUGCAGAUUUUGGAGGAGCUCUCUGCUCCUGUGCUCCCCAACCGUGUGGCCGGAGGUGGAGGCAAUGCCACGGCUCAGUCCAUCGCUCAUUCCACGUCCACCACCAAGAGCAGCAACUCCCACAGUGAGGGCGACUACCAGCUGGUGCAACACGAGAUCCUCUGCUCUGUCUCCAACAGCUACGAGGUUCUGGAGUUCCUCGGCCGGGGAACGUUCGGACAGGUCGCAAAAUGCUGGAAGCGUGGAACUAAUGAGAUCGUGGCCAUUAAGAUUCUCAAGAAUCAUCCGUCAUAUGCCCGCCAGGGUCAAAUAGAGGUGAGCAUCCUCAGCCGUCUUAGCACAGAGAAUGCAGAUGAGUUCAACUUUGUGCGCUCUUACGAGUGCUUCCAGCACAAGAACCACACGUGUCUGGUGUUUGAGAUGCUGGAGCAGAACCUCUAUGACUUCCUCAAGCACAGCAAGUUCAGCCCGCUGCUCCUCAAAUGCAUCCGGCCGGUCCUGCAGCAGGUUUCCACGGCGCUGAUGAAGCUGAAGAGUUUGGGUCUCAUCCACGCUGAUCUGAAGCCUGAGAACAUCAUGCUUGUCGACCCCAUCAGACAGCCCUACAGAGUCAAAGUCAUCGACUUCGGUUCAGCCAGCCACGUCUCGAAGGCGGUGUGCUCAACCUACCUGCAGUCUAGAUACUACCGAGCUCCUGAGAUCAUUCUGGGCCUUCCGUUCUGUGAGGCCAUUGACAUGUGGUCACUGGGUUGUGUCAUUGCUGAACUGUUUCUAGGCUGGCCUUUGUAUCCGGGAGCUUCAGAAUAUGAUCAGAUUCGGUACAUUUCCCAGACUCAAGGUUUGCCAGCUGAGUAUCUCCUGAGCGCCGGCACUAAAACCAGCCGUUUCUUCCACAGGGGCCCAGACUCCAGCUACCCUCUCUGGAGACUCAAGACUCCCGCAGAGCACGAGGCAGAGUUUGGGAUAAAGUCCAAAGAGGCUCGGAAAUACAUUUUCAACUGCCUUGAUGACAUGAUGCAGGUCAACAUGACUAACUUGGAAGGCACAGACGUCUUAGCAGAGAAGGCUGAUCGGAGGGAGUUCAUUGACCUGCUAAAGAAAAUGCUAACACUAGACGCAGACAAGAGGAUCACGCCCACUAAGACCCUCAACCACCCGUUUGUGACGAUGGCUCACCUACUUCACUUCCCACACAGCUCACAUGUGAAGUCCUGCUUCCAAAACAUGGAGAUCUGCAAGCGCAGGUGUACAGCUUUCGACAAUAACAAGAACCUGUUCGCCAGCCACAACACCCCCAGCGCGGCCGCCAACCUCACCGUCACCUUCAGCAGUCAACUCAAUCAGCACAGUCAGAUGGCCUCCACGGGGGGCCAGUCCCUGUCUCUUAGCAGCAACGUUCCUUUACUGAACUACCAGCCUGGUCUGUACCAGCAGGCCACUAUAAAUAUACCAGGCUUGGCUCAGCAGAGUGUGCCGUUGCAGGCUCGCCCUACUCAGCUGUGUGCCCAGACAGAGCCCUUCCAGCAAACCCUCAUUGUGUGCCCUCCUACCAUCCAGGGGCUGCAGACCUCCAAUAAACAUGCUGGAUACCCAGUGAGAAUGGACAACUCAGUACCCAUAGUGCCCCAGAACCAGUCCACCCAGCCCCUACACAUUCAGCCCAGCAUGCUCACACAGUUCCUCCACACAUCCCUCUAUCCCUUCCCCAACCAGAGCAGCAGCACGCCGCUGGCGGUGGCCUCCCUGCGCCUUCCAGUGGCGGGAAUGACGCCGCUGGCCUUGGGCUCUCGGCGUCUGGAGCAGAGUGCCACCAUGCUGCAGGGCUGGCCAGCAGGCACACAGCAGAUCCUCAUUCCCUCUUCAUGGCAGCAGAUGUCAGGCAUGGCCAUGCACAAUCCCAGCCAACCUGUGCUGUCCGAUUCACCCGUGGGCUCUCUGUUCUCAGACAACACCACCCAACAGAACAGUAGCUGGAGGGGUCGACAUGGAGGUCAGUGCGAUGGGAUGCAGCAGGGCUCUGCGCAGGGGCGUAACGUUAGCGCUCAGCCCUCCCACGCGGGAGCAGCCAGCAGUCGUACACAGCAGAGUGGAGUGAAGAGGUCAAAGGGUCGACGUGCCGAAAGCAGAGCCAGACCCAUGUCCUCCCAGCAGCCGGCCUCUUUGGUAGCGCACAACUGUGGUGAUGCGUCCCAGCCCAUUGUCAUCUCCGACACGCCCAGCCCUGCCGUCAGUAUCAUCACCAUCCACAGCGACACUGAGGACGAGGACGACAGGAAGUUUCCUCCUGAAAGCUGUAGUGUGAACCAGCGUACAAACGUCAUCAGUUGUGUAACUGUCCAUGACUCCCAGGACUCUGACUCCUCCACCAGCACCCCUCUCAGUCCAAAACACCGUCCCAAGUUUGUCGAGAGCAACACACACUCCAAGUCUCUAGCCGUGGUCACGCCCUCAGUGAAAACACAGCUUUGGGACGGAGCGUCAGGAGAGAAGAGUGUUAAUAGUUAUGUAAAAUCAAAGAAAGGAAUGGCUUCACAGUCCAGCGACCGGCAUCAGAGGGCGGCAUCAAACAGAUCUCAGCCUCUCAACCUGAGCCAGGCGCAGCAAUCAAUGAUGUCAUCCCACGAUCGUGCAGGGGGCGGAUCUCUGAGACGCCAACCCACCUACCCUCCUACAGGCCCCUCCCACUCCUACAGGCUUCAUGAAGCGUCGCUCUUCGGCUCCGCCUCCAGCCUGUACGCAUACCCUGCAUCUGCAGCCCUGGCCUCUGUGUCGCAGGCGGUGGACCAGCUACACAAUUCGGCCGGUUCCUCCUGCUCCUCUUCCUCCGGCCGGCACACACGCACCGCCGGGCCAUACUCGGCCUCUCUGAGCCUUCUGCAGAAGAACAGUGCCAUGGGCGUCAUGUGUCAGGCUUCAGCUCCGUACCAGCAACAGCAGCUGUCGGCACAGUCCUACCAGCGGCCUGCAGCGUUUCCCCUCAGCCAGAGGAAACUCAACCAGUACCCGUACCUGUGAGGAGGAAGAUCUGAACGUGAGGUUUGAUAUGUGCUGGUGGAAAAUGUCAAGAUGCUGUCAUGGAUGUUCAAGUGGAAAUGCCAUUUUAGCAUCUUGCAGCAUUUCAAAGGAGCACUUCUUGCAUUUUAGAUCAUUUCAAACCAUGCCAUAAACACAAAACGCUGGACUUAUUUCAACCGUUUCUUAAAAUAUUACUCAUUAUGUCUGAAAACAAGCCAGUGGAUGUCCAGAAAAAUGCCUCAAAAUCGCCUGAAACAUGGCUGUGUUUGGAAUAGCAUGCUAGCAUACUACUCAUGUAUACAGUAUGCAAAUGAAACACCUGUAUGACCUACUAGAUUUUGUCCAGAGCGACUUACAAAUGAUUCCUACUAAGAUGACUAUAACAGACCACAGUGUGUGAAAUAAUGUAUCCCACAAUGCAACACACUUAACUUGAAUAACUGUUUCCAUUGUGACAAAUGAAACAACAAAUUUUAACAUCUCUCUCUUGACUUAUUUGAUUGGACUGGCAAAAAUUAAGACAUUUUUAUACAAAAAUUGGAUUAAAAAUGCAACAAAAAAGUAUUAUUAUUGAUAAUAAGAUUAAUUUUAAGAAUCUUAUGUUAUUAUGAUAAUAUAAGAUUUUAAUUUUGUUAUAUUUUCUUUGCAAAUAAGCACCUAAAUCUUAAUACCUUGAAAAUUCUGUUUUGCAUACUAUUUUUAAAACGCAGUAGGCGGUAUGUAGUGUGUACUGCACAGUAAGCAGUGCGCUAUUAUUCCAUGUAUUCCAUGUAAAACUGUAAAGUCUGAAAAAUGUAAAUGACGUUUAAAAAAAAUUUAAAUAAUGGAGGAAUUUAAGAGAACCAUCAGAGAAUUACGUUUCUUAAGCGUUUAAGCUGUCUUUGGGAUGUGCGUCAGCAGAAGCGAUCUCUCCUCUAGAAAGAUAUUUAUAAGGUUUCAUUGACGUCUGCCCAAUUAUAAUGUGUUGAAAUGAUUCGUGAUAGUGAUGUCACUCUGACAACACUAAAGCAUUCUGUUGGCAGACCCAAAUUUUAUAUUUGGGACGGUUACGUUUGCAACGUAUUUUUAAGUGGUGGCCACAUGACACAUGAUGUCAUCGCUGAUGGUGGUGACGGGAACCUGAACAGGCCAAAAUACCAGGAGAAAGUGAUGCGCAGAAAUUUUAUAUAUCGAAUUUAUGCUGAAAUAGUCCUAGUUGAAAUUGGAUUGUUUAUGAUUAGCUUUAAACAGCUUUAGAUCAUUAAUGUCUUGAAAUAACCAUAAGAACAUGAUUCAAAAUAUUCUUUCUGUUUCAUAUAAUGUUUAAUAAGUGACAUUUUAUUUUCAUAUCAGUUUUGUGACACAAGCUUUUAGUUACGCACUAAAUAAUCAAGUUUUCAUGUUCAAUGUAACUUUUAUUGUGCUUAAUUUAUUUAUUGAAUAUGUGUGGAUUAUUAAUGGAACUUUAUAUCUGUUUUUAUUUAACCUAAUAAUGAUUACUCUUUCAUUUAAAUCCUUGUAAUUCUCUUCAACUUUGUAUAAUUUUUUUUUUUUUACGUUGAUUUGAAAGUAUCCUCUCAUACUACUAGCACUUAAGUUGAUUAUUUGAUUUGUAUUUUAAGUGUUUUAUCCAUAACCUAAGACUGAAUUUGUCAGUGUGAAUUGUGGCGACAGUUACUUGUUAUUUGUUCUGUAAUGUCUAAAAGAUGAUGUUUGGAUGGAGUGUUGUCGUGUGGGAACUUGCCCUUUGUGCACAUUGAAAUAAGAGCGAGACCUCUCACAGAUAACACUAACUGUUUAGAUAGCACUUAGACAGAUGGUUAACAUGUUAGCUGUUCAUCUCAGUUGAUCUUAGAGCACUUGAUGUGUUGUACUGAGCUUGUCUCGUGAAUGUUGCCAGGGUUCUUGGCUUUGGUGCAAUGAUGACUGUUUAUACUGUUUUAGCACCAUGUGAAGUGGAGUGAAGAGUAGAUGAAAUCACAAUAAACUUUCAUCCAGAA